Messenger RNA from Nannospalax galili (Upper Galilee mountains blind mole rat), 6749 nucleotides. It is a transcript of the gene Parp14, whose product is annotated as poly(ADP-ribose) polymerase family member 14. Lineage: Eukaryota; Metazoa; Chordata; Mammalia; Rodentia; Spalacidae. Gene Ontology annotation, biological process: negative regulation of gene expression. The record is from RefSeq and is a predicted model, not a curated record. Gene Ontology annotation, molecular function: transcription corepressor activity; NAD+ poly-ADP-ribosyltransferase activity. The transcript has 17 exons. Gene Ontology annotation, cellular component: cytoplasm; nucleus. Bases 525 to 5954 code for a protein of 1809 amino acids.
UGUAUCCCUCUGUUGAAUCCACCCAGAAAGCAGAGCUCCUAGCAUACGUUCCUCAAAAACUGGGAGUUCACAGUGUUCACAAAUCAAGGAACAGAACUCAAAAGGAGAAAAACCAGGCCAGAUUCGAAUAAGUAGCCCCCAGGUAGGCAGCAAGCACCCCAGGCAGUGUGUGACUCCUUUUCUUUUCUUCCACAAGGUUGGCUUGGAGAAUUUUUGAGUGUAUGUAAGGUUCAGCUAUGGCUGGUGACUGGCCAGUGGUGCCUGACUUGGGGACCACUAUGCACAGGUGGAUGGAUGGAGAUCAGAGGCCCUGCAGGGUUAAUGGCCUUUGUGUGGGCGGGAGAAGAAAGUGGGGAACUGGGCGUGCACUGGACUUGGGGUACGCUCCAUUCCACUUUCCGCGCAGCUGACUGAGGACAGAAACAUAGAAACUUAGGUCGGGAGGAGUUUCCAGGAAACGAAAGCGAAAGAGGCCAAGUAACUUUCCUCAGGCUGGGGACAGUCGCGGCGGCCAUCGGGGCAGGAUGGCAGCGCGCGGUCCCUUCCCGCUGCUGGUCGAGGGGUCUUGGGGCCCCGAUCCCCCGAAGAACACGAGCGUCAAGCUGCAGAUGUACUUCCAGAGCCGGAAGAGAUCCGGCGGCGGCGAGUGCGAGGUCCGUCCGGACCCGGGGAACCCGGCGCGCUUCCUGGUGCUCUUCUUCCCGGAGGACGUUCGACAGAAUGUCUUGGAGAGAGAGAAUCAUGAGUUAGUGUGGCCAGAAAAAGGAACAUUCAAGUUAACUGUCCGGUUGCCUCCAGACCAAGAUGAAGCCUCAGUCUCUAAGGAGAAAAUGCCAACAAAAGAGUUCAAGACAAAAGAAGAUGUUCAAGAACCAGGUAAAGUCUCAGAUUUAUCAGAACUGGAUAUGAAAGAUUCUCCCAGUGAUCAAUCCAAAAACGUGGAGAAUAUCCCAAGAGAAUGUGAAAACAUUCCCUCUAUGGUGGCAUUUGAAAAUCUGCAGGCCAAAGUGACUGACACGGUGUUAACCAUCUUGGUGGAGAAUAUAACUGGUCUCUCCAGUGACGACUUUAAGUUGGAGAUAAUCCGGGAUUUUGCCAUUGCCGUGGUUACCUUUCAGAAGCCUAUAGAUGUUGAAAAAUUUGUUUUUGAUUGUAUCAGUCACCAUUCAAAUAAACAACUCCAGCUUGCACCGAGACUCCUGGAAAUGACCAAAACAAUCAGGGUGGAAAACUUGCCACCUGGUGUUGAUGGCUACCACUUACAACUUUUCUUUGAAAGCCCUUUCAAUGGAGGAGGAAGAGUUGCCAAAGUCGAAUGCUUUCCUGAAGAGAGUUCAGCACUGGUUGAGUUCUGUGACAGGAAAGUGUUAGACACCAUCAUGACCAAGAAACACAAGUUCAACAAGAUGCCCCUGUCCAUCUUCCCCUACUACCCAUCUUUGGGCACAGCCUUAUAUGGUGAGGAGAAACCUCUGAUCAAGCUCCCAACAUCAUUCCAGGAGUCACUGGAUCCUCCCUUAUGGAAGUUCUUUCAGAAAAAGGACCAUUUGAUAAAGGAAAUUAAUGAUGAAAUGAGGCAUUGUCACUGUGAGUUAACAUGGUCCGAAGGCAAUAGCAAAGUUACCAUCAGACCUGCGGCCACCUUAGUCAACCAAAGACCAAGAAUCAAAACCUGGCAGAAGGAUGCAUCCACAGCGCUGUCUGACAUCAGGUCUAAAUAUAAAGUUCAGUUGUUUGCAGUGGAUUCACUGGUAUGGGACAUGAUAAAAAAUGACUUAGGAGAUGACAGGGUUUGGACUGAGUUUGAUGUGCAAAAGAAGAGUCUAACCUUAGCAGGAAAAUCAGAAGAUGUCCAAGACAUUGGCCAGAAAAUAAAGAGAUUAAUAGAAAAUGCUACUGAAAAAAUUAGAAAGGAAGAACAAAGUCUGAAGGAAAAAGUGGCCGUUUCUCCAGGAAAGCAUUUUCUUUUGCAUCAGAGUGGUCUCCUGGAGGAUCUACGAAAAAAGUACCCAGAGAUGGAGAUUUCUUAUGACACAGCCACUCAUUACUUGUGCUUUAAGGGGCUCCGUGCAGAUGUGUAUCAAGUCAAGUGUGAGAUCCAGGACAAGGUGUUUGCCAUGGUUCAGAAAGGUGUUCCGUUUCCUCCUGAAAUCUUCACGUUCCUGCAGCAUGUAGACUGCCAGGAACUCUCCAAGGCUCUUUUUGCAGCACAGAAAACUCUCGGAACAUAUGAGCUGAAGGAAACAACGGUUCUCUUAACCAGCUCCUCUUCCAAUGCCCUGUUAGAGGCUGAGCAACAAAUGCACAGAGCCUUAAGUUUCAAGCGCAUUGAAGUUGAGGACAAGGAAGUUCUUAGAAGUAAUAAGUGGAAAAAGAAAAUCCACACUCUGCAAAAGAAACACAGUUCUUCCAUAGACAUUACAGUAAUGAAUGAACUAACUUCAGAAACCCCGGCCGAGGUCAUCAUUGCAGGCUUCAGGACAGAAGUAAAUGAAAUCCAUAGCACGCUUUUUGGGUUCUUGGAAAACAGCAUGAAAAUUGAGAGACUGAUUGAAAUAGAGCAAUCCUUGGUUAUGGACUAUCUAAAAUCAGACAAGAAGCUCCUCUGGCCAAAGAUAAGGAGGGCAAAUGUGCAGGUAGAUUUUGAGGCUGAAAACAAACCAAAGGGCAUUUUACUAAGUGGCUUCAAGAGCAAAGUACUAGAGUGCAUGGACAUUGUCAAGCAAUUCCAGGCUUCAGUUUGCAUUAAAAGCUUUCAUACUGACAAGCCGGGUGCCAGGCAGUUCUUCCAAGAUAAAGAGGCAUAUUACAAAAGUGAGGUCAGACGCCUUUAUGGCUGUGCCAUUGAGCUCCAGGAGAAUGGAGAGAGGAAGAGAGGCAGCAUCUCUGAGCAGAAGUGCCUUGUUCGGAGGGACGUGGUCCCUGGAGUCACGCUGACUGUACAGCAGGGAGAUCUGACUCGGUUUCCUGUAGACGUGGUGGUGAAUGCUGCAAAUGAGGACCUUCAGCAUAUUGGUGGGCUUGCCCUUGCUCUCUUAAAAGCAGCUGGGCCUGACCUUCAAGCAGAAUGUGACCAGAUAGUGCAAAGGGAUGGCAAGGUCCUACCUGGCAAUGCUACCAUCUCAAAAGCAGGCAAGCUCCCUUGCCACUAUGUCAUCCACGCAGUAGGGCCUCAGUGGAGGGGAGAUGAGGCUCCAAGGUGUGUGCACCUGUUAAGGAGGGUUGUGGAUCAAAGUCUCAUUUUAGCCGAGAAGUACAAGUGUGAGUCCAUAGCCAUCCCAGCUAUCAGCUCUGGAGUCUUUGGCUUUCCCUUAAACCGGUGUGUAUUGACCAUUGUUUCCACCAUCAAGGACAACUUCCAACAUAAGCAGAGUGGACACACCUUGAAAAAGAUUUACCUGGUGGACCCAUCUGACAAGACCGUGGGGGCCUUUGCUGAAGUUGUGAGAAAUCUAUUUGUAGACAACCGGCCCCAAAUACCUCCCAAGGUACAACCCCAGCCCCGACCAGACUCCUCACCCGGCUUAAAAGAAACGACCUCACCUGGAAAAGUGUCACAGAAACAGGGCUGUCUGGUGUCCCCAGAAGGCCUGAAAAUCCUUUUGAUAAAAGAAGGUGUGCAAAAUGCUCAGGCCCAUGUCAUUGUCAACUCCAUUCCCUCGGAUCUUGCACUCAACAAAGGACCCCUUUCUCAGGCCUUCUUGGAAAAGGCUGGGCCAGAACUCCAGGAGGAACUCAACGAAGUAGCACAAGGGUACUAUGUCAACGUGGGCACAAUUCUUUCAACCAGUGGUUGUAAUCUUCCCUGCCGCCAAGUGUUCCAUGUGGUGGCUCCGCAGUGGAAGACUAACAACACUGCAUGGUCACUAAAGAUCAUGAAAAACAUAAUCACAAACUGUCUGAAGGACACUGAGUUAUUGGCUCUACAAUCAAUUGCAUUUCCAGCAAUAGGAACAGGAAAUUUGGGAUUUCCUAAACCUGUGUUUGCUGAAUUAAUAAUUUCACAAGUGCUAAAAUUUAGUAGAAAGAAUAAACUGAAAACUUUACGAGAGGUUCAACUUCUGCUGCACCCGAAAGAUCAUGAAAACAUUCAGGCAUUUUCAGAUGAAUUUGCCAGAAGGAAUAAUGGAAAUCCUAGUAGCAAAUACCCCAAGGCUGAAGAUACACAAGGUUUCUAUGGGACUCUCUCCAGCCCUGCUUUAGGAGUGCAUGAAAUGACCAUCGGCUCCAUCCUCUUCCAAGUGGCCACUGGAGACAUCACCAAAGAAGUGGCAGAUGUGAUUGUAAACUCAACAUCAAAUACAUUUAAUCUCAAAUCAGGGGUAUCCAAAGCAAUUUUAGAAGCUGCAGGACAAAAUGUGGAAAUGGAAUGUUCUCGUAAAGCUCAACAGAACAAAAAGGAGUAUAUAAUCACAGAGGGCGGAUUACUGAAUUGCAAAAAUAUCAUUCAUGUCGUUGGUGGAAAUGAUGUCAAAAGUUCAGUUUCCUGUAUUUUGCAAGAAUGUGAACAACAGAAUCACUCAACCAUUUGCCUGCCAGCCAUUGGGACAGGAAAUGCCCAACAAGACCCACAUACAGUUGCUAAUGCCAUAAUGGAUGCCAUUGAAGAAUUUAUCCAGAAAAAAUCAGUCCAGUCUGUAAGAAAAGUUAAAGUCAUUAUCUUUCAGCCCCAUAUUCUGGAUAUUUUUCAUGAUAUCAUGAAAGGAAGAGAAGGGGCCCCAGCUUCUCCUCGGCCGUCUGUGAUAUCUAAAAUUGUCUCCCUUUUCAGCUCUCCAAAGCAAGCUCCCUGCAAAGAGAAAGUCUUGGUUCUAGAAAAGAAAAUAGAGCUGACAGUUUUCCAGGUGUGUGGUGUAGGAGAGGACAGUGUGGACUGCACAAUCUCCUGGAUACAGGAUCUGAUUAAUAAAGAGCAGCAUUCCUACACCAGUGAUGACAAGUGUAUCAAAGACUUUGAUGAAAAGGAGUGCCAGGAACUGAUUAAGCUGCAGAAGAGGCUAAACAUUACCGUUUCCCUGGACCAGAAAACACCUUUGAUCAAGGUUUCAGGAAUUAGCAGAGAUGUGUUGCAAGCUAGAGAUGAGAUUGAGGAGAUGAUCAAGAGCAUUAGAUCGGCCAAGGAAAAGGAAACCCAGGCAGACUGUGUCUAUGAGUUCGUAGAGUGGCAAUACAUCGACAAUAGCACUAUCCACCGUUUUGACAAACUCACCAACCUGCACCUGGAGAAUGCAAAGAAGGCAAAGCACAAGAGCACUGUUGUCAAAAUCAACAACCAGGACUACACAGUGAACUUGGGCACAUACACUGCCUCAGGCCCAAAUGGACACAGUUUAACCAUUCAGCGCAUUGCAAAAUCCGAAGUUGAAAUCCCUGCACACUGGACUGACAUGAAUCAGCAGGAUUUGCUCAUGGUCAAUCUGCGUACCGAUGACCCAGAAUACACCAUGGUGGCAAGCAAGUUCAAUCAGACCUGUGCAAAAUUUACCAUAGAGAAGAUUGAAAGGAUCCAGAAUCCACAUCUCUGGAAUAGCUACCAGGCAAAGAAAAAGACCAUGGAUGACAAGAACAGUCAGAAAAUAAAUGAGAAGCAACUCUUCCAUGGGACAGAUGCUGGCUCUGUGCCGCACGUCAACAGACACGGAUUUAACCGCAGCUACGCUGGGAAGAACGCUGUGUGUUAUGGGAAGGGAACCUAUUUUGCUGUCAAUGCUUCUUAUUCUGCCAACAACACGUACUCCAGACCAGAUGCCAAUGGGAGAAAGCAUAUGUACUAUGUGCGGGUACUCACUGGAAACUACACAAUUGGAAAUUCAUCAUUAAUUGUGCCUCCUUCAAGGGACCCUCAAAACCCUACUGACCUGUAUGACACUGUUGUAGACAAUGAUCACAACCCAAGUAUAUUUGUAGUGUUUUAUGACUACCAAGCAUACCCAGAGUACCUGAUCACUUUUAGAUGAUAACAUUUUUAGGUCCCUUCCCCAAAGACAUUAUUAAUACAUUUACAUGUAUCUGUUGUAAGGAAAGUUUUAGCUGUGUUUCUUCUUAAGCUUUUGCUAAGAUCACAAGAUCUUUCAUUGCCACUGACAUCAAUUUCCUCUGCUUUGCUUCCAUAAUGGAAAUGAAUCUACUUGAAAACAAAUCAAUGUGAGGAUUUAUAUCAGAUUACAGUUAUAACUACAUUCACUAGUGUGGACAUCAAAUCUGUGGAAAAAGAACAGGCUUAUAUUUUUCAGGAGGGAGAGAAUAACAGUAAGGGCACAGCCAUGUGGUUCCAGCUACCACUGUGGAAGGAGGCUCCGGAACCAUGUCAAAGUGCCACAGCUGUGGGGACACACAGUUCCUCUGAGCCAGCAGAGCUGCUACUUUCCUGGCUUCCAACUGAACAGAUUUCCUUAUAGGGAACUUCAGUCCUCACAAAGACCCCAGUGCCCUUGCACCCUGUACAAACUGGGUGCUGGGGAUGUGGCUUGUGCAAAUCUGUGUGAACUGAGCCCCAUGGAGCUGUGUAGCUCAAAAGCCCUGACUCCAAUGGCCAGAGGUCCUACUGAAUGUUGGCUCCAGUCUAUCCACUGCCCAGUGAAAUCAAUGGGAGGAUGCCCAGUACAUCUUCAGUGGAAACCCUUUCACUGUGUGAAAAUUAACUCUAAGGGCAUUAACUAGCAUACUUCCUUGGAAGCCUAGUUUGUGACAAUUUUAAAGCUUUGCGUAUAAAUAAACCAAUUAGUCAUAUUGCUAACUUAGUUUCUACUGGA